GCACUAUACCUAAAAUGAUGACAAUUCAGUCUAGCUCCAGUGUUUGUAGAAGGUCCACACAUCCCGUGAACCAUUCCGAAUUAUAUAUUCUUCCCUGCCAAAAUUUUCUAUAAAGAAAAAAUGAAGUUAAUCAAAGUAUUCUUUGUAUUUCUCAUCCAGCUUUUGGAUAUUUUUAUGGCGUCACCUGUACCAGCUUUAUAUAUGGAAACACCUGUACGGUUUUGCGGACAACAGUUGGCGGUUGAACUAUCCAUCAUUUGCAAGGGGCGAUAUAAUGAAGCUAGAGGUAAUGGACAUCGGCAUCAUAAAAGGGGUAUUAUCGAUGACUGUUGUUUAAAAACUUGUACAAGACAAUACGUCAAAAUAAACUAUUGUGGACCUGAACCGGCUGAACCAAAAA
Aphis gossypii (cotton aphid) is the source of this 400-nucleotide messenger RNA. RefSeq names its product bombyxin F-1-like. NCBI's taxonomy places the organism in Eukaryota, Metazoa, Arthropoda, Insecta, Hemiptera, Aphididae. The record is from RefSeq and is a predicted model, not a curated record. The transcript is spliced from 3 exons. Gene Ontology annotation, cellular component: extracellular region. The annotation marks the transcript as partial. Gene Ontology annotation, molecular function: hormone activity.